AUGUAUGGAGCAGGUGAGAUUAGUGGGUUAAAGGCAACGGUCGACAUAAAGCUCGGAGGCAUGCUUAUCAGAAAUGUACCAUUUGGUCUGGUGAUGGAAGCAACAAGGGGCAUCUACGAGGAACCCGUUGACGGCUAUAUCGGGUUAGGGCGCCUCCCGGUGUUCUCGUUGAGCACAAGCCCGCUGUCCGUAUUCGUUCGUGAACAAGGAUUGAUGAGUGGGCAAUUUGGCUUCGAAUUCCAAGACGACAGUGCCACAUUUAUCAUGGGUGACAAUCUGGAACAAGUCCUACCCACUGGUGGUAUGGCCUAUGUAAACGUCGUUGAUGGGCCUUAUUGGGAAAUGAGGAUUGACCGGAUAUCCAUUUCUAACACGGAAAUUAGCACUGAAGAUCACAGAGCGGUCUUCGAUACCGGGACUCACACAAUAGUACUGCCAGAGGACAUCCACAUGGCGAUCAACCGAAAACUCGGCAUUUCAAGGCUGGUGGACGGGGUAUAUGUAUUCGAGUGUGCGAGGCUGCCAUCCAUGCGCCCGAUUGCUUUCCACAUUCAAGGAAAUAAGUUUCAUAUUACGCGGACACAAUACACGAAACAGACUACCGUGAACGGGGACGCAAUGUGUGCUACGCGUUUUCAAAAUGGUUCUGCCAGUACGCCUGUGGGUAUUUUACUGGGGAUGUCUUUCCUACAUUCAUUCCAACUGAUAUUUGAUGACCAAGCGUGUAGAGUUGGCCUUGCUCCACGCCAAGGAAGCAAUCAUUCCUCUGGCGGAAAGAGUAUGGUGGAAUACUUUCCAAGCAUCGCUGAUACCGCGGGAUGCCUAGAUUGGGCUCAAAAUAUUGGACUUUUACUCUGA
Opisthorchis viverrini is the source of this 858-nucleotide messenger RNA. RefSeq lists its product as hypothetical. Lineage: Eukaryota; Metazoa; Platyhelminthes; Trematoda; Opisthorchiida; Opisthorchiidae. The transcript has 6 exons. Gene Ontology annotation, biological process: proteolysis. Gene Ontology annotation, molecular function: aspartic-type endopeptidase activity. The coding region runs from base 1 to 858 and encodes 285 amino acids. The record is from RefSeq and is a predicted model, not a curated record.